AAUAAUUUUGUGUUUUUAGUUCCAAAUUUUCAAAUUGAAGUCGUAACUCGCCGGAAAAAGUAUCCGGAAUUAUCCUCGGUCGCCGGAAACGGUGAUUAAAUUCUGUGUAGACUAGUGAAAAUACUCAACAUGUAUGGGAGAAAAGCUUGCCAACUUGUGAAAGAAUUUGCAAGUGGAGAAAAGGGUCAGCUUACACCGUUUAAUAAUGACUUGUUUGACCAAGUAGUUGCAGAAUGCAGCCAACAUCACGGUGAGCUUCAGUCCUUGAUAAGGAAGAUGCAGGAAGAAGGUUUGGAUGUCCAGACGGCAAGAAAUGCUGACCACUACGGAGCCCUGAUCCACCUAUUUUCUAUUGUCCGAAAUAAACGUUGUCUAACGGCCUAUGUGUAUAACCGAGCAGAAACUAUACGGAACUUGUUAUGGAAGAUAGGGCCUGUGAUUCCUAAAGAAAUUGAAGAGAAGCUUAAUCAUUGGGAGGAAGAGUAUUUCAAGAAGAAUUCUGCAGCAUUGAAAUCUUAUAUGUCAAAAGUGCUGGUUGAUCUGACUGUGGAUAUGGUACCACCAAAAGAUCCAUACAUACAAGUAAGGGUCCUUGAAGACAUAAGAGAAGGCAUUGUACUUAGUGAUGAUAAAAAUCCCAACUUUGCCCGACAUUCCAUGCACUUUCUGAAACGAACUGAUGCUGAGAAAUAUAUCUCAAGGGGCUUAAUGGAGGAGCUCACUGGUUGACCAGCUAGUACUUUACUUGAAAAUUUAGGUAGAUGAUGAAAAGACUGGUUAAACUUGGUAUGUUGGAUUAAUUUUGUAUUUAAUAACAUUUUUUAGAAGAUACUAAGUUGUUGAGAACGACUCAUAUACACAAAGUAGAGGAUCAUAGUUCGAACUCCAGUUAUAAUGUUCGAUUUAUCAAUUUCGACAUUUUCA
This is a messenger RNA of Trifolium pratense (red clover), 924 nucleotides long. RefSeq names its product DNA replication complex GINS protein PSF1-like. The coding region runs from base 130 to 729 and encodes 199 amino acids. The transcript has 7 exons. The record is from RefSeq and is a predicted model, not a curated record. Gene Ontology annotation, cellular component: GINS complex. Gene Ontology annotation, biological process: DNA strand elongation involved in mitotic DNA replication; DNA replication. Lineage: Eukaryota; Viridiplantae; Streptophyta; Magnoliopsida; Fabales; Fabaceae.